Messenger RNA from Chironomus riparius, 1303 nucleotides. The record is from the annotation of a GenBank genome assembly. Lineage: Eukaryota; Metazoa; Arthropoda; Insecta; Diptera; Chironomidae.
AGUUUAUUACUGAGUGUUCACUGAGUAGCAAGUAUUUUUUUUCUUUACAGUCUAUCUUCUCGUUUAAUUAUUAAAAUUUAGAAGAACUCAAAAAAUAUGAAUAAAAUUUUAUUUACAUUGUUGCACAUAAUCUUUGUGGUUUAUGGAAAUCCUGUUAAAAGAGAUGGUGUAAGCUACAAGUUAACAUCAGGGGAAUUUAAAUCUUUUGAUGAAAUCCCUGUUAUGAUUAUAAAGCUAAUUCCUUCAAGUGAAAGUACAUCCGAAGAUUUAGAACAUGAAAUACCAAUUGAAUUUCCCUUUCAAAUUGCCAGAAGUAUCGAUGAGAUAUUGAAUUUCAAUCGAAAUUCUUUGAAGACAGAAAAACCCAGCAAUGAAGAUACAGCCACUUGUCCAAAUACAGACAUUGUUUUUAAUACUGAGGCUUCAACACAAGAUACAAAUAAAUUUGAGAAUUUAAAUUCCAUUUUAAAUAAAAGAAAACAGAGAGAUGAUAAAACAUUUACGAAUGUCAAUAAAGCAGACCAGUCAGUGUCUGAAGCAUCUGUGUCUAUGUCAAAUUCUGAAUCUUCAAUAUCAUCAGAUCGUAAGAUGUUAAAGGAAUUGUCUAAGCAUAGAAAGCAAAACAUGGAGAAAGUUUUUGAAAACAAUAAGAAAAUCAUACAGAAUGAAAUUUCAAGGUCUUCAAAAGAAAACGAAAAUUUAUUUGAAGAGACUUUCAUACUUGAAAAAGUGAAUGGUGAGCCAGUCAAAGAAACUCUGACAAUCGCAAAAAUGGAUGAUACUGUAGUUCAAGAAUUAGGAUUAGCAUCAAAAGAUGGAACUGAAGAAGAAAUUGAAAACCUCGAAACAAUUAGUAAAUCGGAAGAAUCUCUAGUGCCCUUUAAUUCGCGUAUUCUUGAUAUCUUGAUGAAUCCAUUCCGUAUCUUUUAAAAAGGCAAGCUUGAAAUCUAUAGAGUUGAGUUGCCAAGUAGAGUAGUUUCGAUUUAAAAAUUAAAAUAUUUCUUAAGCUUCUUAAAAAAUAAUCCUCAAACUUAAAAAGACACGUGCCUUCAGGGAUUAUAGAAAUUUCAAGAAAAACUUUCUUUUAAUUUUUUGAAAAUUUUAAGCUUUUUGGACCCAAAAAACUCUAGAUGACGAUUAUGGAACAUUUUAAAUAUACUAAGUCAUUACUCAAAUAUGUUUAACGUUAAAUGUACUUUUAUGAAUUAAAUAUAUAUCCAUUAGUGAUAUGCGCAUUUUAUUAUUGUUUUUGUUUUUAAAAAUUCUAGUGAAUAAAAGAUGAGUAAUUUUCAAUGAGAAAUAA